Molecule: messenger RNA, 1917 nt
Organism: Olea europaea var. sylvestris
Lineage: Eukaryota; Viridiplantae; Streptophyta; Magnoliopsida; Lamiales; Oleaceae
Product: sugar transporter ERD6-like 5
Exons: 18
Coding region: 145-1635 (496 amino acids)
Biological process (GO): carbohydrate transport; transmembrane transport
Cellular component (GO): membrane
Molecular function (GO): sugar transmembrane transporter activity
Source: RefSeq, a predicted model, not a curated record
GAAAACGACAAGAGACGCCUGUGAAUUCUUACGUUUUCAACAUCACCUACACGACAUUAACGAAUCCUGUAAAUAUCUUCAUUCUCUCUCCUCCCAACUAUCCCAAGACUUUCACUGUGAUCAAAUUGUUCCUCUGUUCACAUAAUGGAGUCCCAAAGUAGAGCAGAUGAAGAGGGCAGCAGUCCUUUGCUAAGCCCCGAUAAUGAUAUUGAAACUGAAGGUGGUGAUGGCGAUAGCCAUGGCAGCUCUGCCACCAUUGUUGUUGUACUCAGCACCCUUGUCGCGGUUUUAGGUUCCUAUGUUUUUGGUUGUGCUAUUGGAUUUUCAUCGCCAGCCCAGUCUGGAAUUCUGGAUGAUCUCGGUCUAUCCUUGGCGCAGUAUUCAUUGUUUGGCUCAAUAAUGACGAUUGGAGCAAUGCUUGGUGCAUUAAUGAGCGGAAAGAUAGCAGAUUUCUUUGGGCGGAAAAUAACGAUGGGUUUCGCAGAAUUGUUUACUAUUGCAGGUUGGCUUGCAAUUGUCUUUUCAAAGGUACUCUCUUCUUUUGUUUGCAUAUGCUUUAUCCUUGAUGAGUUGACGAAGCUGAAGUCCGGAUCUAGUGCUUGGACGCUUGACACUGGAAGGCUGUUAAAGGGAUUUGGAAUUGGACUUCUUUCAUACAUGGUACCGGUAUAUAUAGCGGAAAUAACACCUAAGAAUCUUCGAGGAGCAUUUACAGCAGUUAACCAGUUGAUGAUUUGUUGUGGCUCCUCUGUAAUGUUUCUUGUUGGAAAUGUCUUCACCUGGCGUACCUUGGCUUGGAUAGGAGCUAUUCCCUGUCUACUACAGCUUGUCGGUUUAUUCUUCAUUCCAGAGUCUCCUAGAUGGUUGGCUAAGAUGGGUCAGUGGGAAUAUAGCAAAGCGGCUUUGCAGCGCCUUAGAGGGGAUAAUGCUGAUAUUUCUGAAGAAGCGGCUGAAAUAAGAGAAUAUACACAAUCUCUUGGACAACUCUCAGACUCUAGAAUGAUAGACUUGUUCCAAAGGAAAUAUGCUCGCUCCCUUACAGUUGGUGUUGGGCUGAUGGUGCUGCAACAAUUUGGAGGAGUCAAUUCAAUAGCGUAUUAUGCAAGUUUUAUAUUUUCAUCAGCUGGUUUUUCAAGUAGGGCCGGAACAACAGCUAUGGUUUUCAUUCAGGUUCCAAUGACGCUUCUGGGAGUCCUCUUAAUGGAUAAAUCUGGAAGACGUCUUCUACUAAUGGUUUCCGCAGCAGGAACCUGUUUGGGUUGCUUUCUCAUUGGACUGUCAUUUUUAUUACAGGACCUUCAACUUUGGAAAUCAAGUCCCUUGCUAGCACUCGGCGGUGUACUGGUCUUUACAGGAUUUUUCUCAUUAGGCAUGGGAGGAAUUCCUUGGGUUAUAAUGUCAGAGAUAUUUCCUAUAAACGUGAAAGGUGUAGCUGGAAGCCUUGUGACAGUGGUCAACUGGUUUGGUACUUGGAUUAUUUCAUAUUCAUUUAACUUUCUAAUGCAGUGGAGCUCUGAAGGCACCUUUUUCAUCUUUUCAGCUGUAGGUGGUUUUACAAUCCUAUUCGUUGUAAAGCUGGUGCCGGAAACCAAGGGACGUACGUUGGAAGAAAUACAAAUGAGGACAGAAAAAUAAUGUUAUAUUUAUACUCGUUAGCUUUAAGUGAAUACAGCUUGAUAUGUAUUUGGUUAGUAGCAUCUUAGUAUAGUUGAAAAAUAUUAAAUUAGAUGGGAAUUUUCGUCGUGUCUCUCUCGUAGAAUUUAACUCCUUACAGUUCGAAGAUCUGGCGUGAGUGUAUCAUCUUCGUCGUGAUCUUUGGGGCAACUUCAAUGAUAUGUUCCAAGUCCAUGCUUAAAUCUUAAAUUUUUACAUGCAUCAAUUGCAUUGAAUAUAAUUCUAAAAUGCAUUUAUAUUUUC